Caenorhabditis elegans is the source of this 906-nucleotide messenger RNA. It is a transcript of the gene H20J04.9, whose product is annotated as Methyltransferase domain-containing protein. Lineage: Eukaryota; Metazoa; Nematoda; Chromadorea; Rhabditida; Rhabditidae. The record is from RefSeq and is marked reviewed.
CUCCAAAAAAAUGGCUUCCCAAAAGUUAACAAAACUGUUCGCCAACUCAUUUAAGCUGGCGACAAGUGAUCUCGCAAAUCAAUACGCUCUACCGGUUAAAUCAAUGACUGGAAUGAUUGUGAGCAAGUAUGGUGCAUCGAAAUCCAGGCGGCUCAAUGAGAAAGUCGUUGAGAAAAUGGAUAUUGGGAAAGAUGAUUUUCUAUUUGAAAUUGGAUUUGGACGAGGAGAUGCUAUGAAAAUGUGCUUUGAUCGGGUUAAAGACGGCCGGGGAAUGGUAUUCGGUGUUGAAAGAUCCGGCUAUAUGAACGAACGAGCCAUCAAACGAUUCGUUCUGGAAAUCGCCGAAACCGAUAAAAUCCGCAUCGAUUCGGCAGUUGAUCUACGGAAUCUACCGUAUCCCACUGAUCUAUUCAAUCAUGUAUUCCACGUGGAUCUCUUCUAUUUUCUACAACAAAAUGCACUGGUAAACAUUAAUCGGGAACUGCUGAGAGUUCUGAAACCCGGUGGAACAUUGAUUUGUGGAAUGCAAUUCGAUCGGUUGAAGAAAUUGACGGAAAAUCGAAUACUUGAGGAGAAUCAGUGGGAUCCAAUGAGAUAUCUGUGGGCACUGGAAACGGCGGAAUUUAGUGAUGUUAAAAUCAACUACCAUAAGGACCCCCAAAUUGGUGAAUAUCAAAUCAUCUCGGCUACAAAAUCUACUGAUCCUCUAGCUGGACAAGAUCCUGAAGAAUUAAUGAAAAAAUUGGCGAUGGAUAUGAAGAAAGAACGACUGGCCGAAGCGAUGAUGAAUGAUAAAAAGAAUUUUGAAGAUCUUUAAUUUUUUCGGUUAAAAAUGUUUUUUUAAAAUAGGUUUUUAAUGAUUUUUUGUUGUUAUUUUUCGCUAUAAAAAUAGGUACUUUUGAAAAU